Cicer arietinum (chickpea) is the source of this 1784-nucleotide messenger RNA. RefSeq names its product protein POLLENLESS 3-LIKE 2. The record is from RefSeq and is a predicted model, not a curated record. Lineage: Eukaryota; Viridiplantae; Streptophyta; Magnoliopsida; Fabales; Fabaceae. Gene Ontology annotation, molecular function: protein binding.
UCUAAAUCUCAUUCUUCAUCCUCUUAUUACAUUCUUCACAAACACUAUCCAUUUUGUUCCCCGCAGGAAAGUCUAUUCGAAAAACUUGCAAUCUUUUAAUUUUCAACAAUGUUGCAAGAAAUGUGGAAUGCUCCUCCAGGUUUCAGACCAUCAAAAUCAGCACCUUCUUCACCUGCAAAACCUCUUGGCGUUCCUCGAACUCGAUCUGUUGGUGAAUCUUUUCACAUCACCCAUAAGGUCCCUGUUGGUGAUUCUCCUUAUGUCAGAGCCAAAAACGUUCAGUUGGUUGAUAAGGAUCCUGAGAGAGCGAUUCCCUUGUUUUGGGCAGCGAUAAACGCGGGAGAUAGAGUGGAUAGUGCUUUGAAAGAUAUGGCUAUUGUUAUGAAGCAACAAAAUAGGGCUGAAGAAGCUAUUGAAGCAAUUAAAUCGCUUAGAACUAGAUGUUCAGAUCAAGCACAAGAAUCUCUUGAUAAUAUCCUAUUGGAUCUUUAUAAGAGAUGUGGUAGACUUGAUGACCAAAUUGCUCUAUUGAGACAUAAGCUUUAUUUAAUUCAACAAGGGUUGGCUUUCAAUGGUAAGCGCACAAAGACUGCUAGAUCUCAAGGGAAGAAGUUUCAAGUCUCAGUGGAACAAGAAGCCACUAGAUUAUUGGGAAACUUAGGAUGGGCUUUAAUGCAACAGAAUAACUACAUCGAAGCUGAAGAAGCCUAUCGCCGCGCGCUUUCACUAGCACCAGACAACAACAAGAUGUGCAAUUUAGGCAUAUGUUUGAUGAAACAAGGAAGAAUUUCUGAGGCAAAAGAGACCCUCCAUAGGGUAAAACCUGCUGUGACAGAUGGACCAAGAGGCUCAGAUUCUCAUCUGAAAGCCUAUGAAAGAGCACAACAAAUGCUCAAAGACCUUGAACAUGAAAUGAUGAACAAAGGAGGAGUUGAUAGGAUUGAACAAAGUAGACUCUUUGAAGCUUUUCUUGGUUCUUCAUCAAUUUGGCAGCCUCAGCCUUGUAAGGAUCAUCAUCAUCACCAAUCAAGUUUUCCACCACCAAUCAAAACUCAAGAUGAGUUUGGUGAUGAGAAUAUCAAUUCCAACAUUGUGAAAAAUCACAUAGCACCACCACCAAAUUAUAAAGGUAGUAAUUGCAUUGCUCCUUUGGGAAACUCACUUAAUGUUGCAGCUCCACCAUUUUAUGCAGCAAAGUCAUCUGCAAUUCUGUCAUCGUCGUCUAAUGAGAAUCAAAUCUCUGAGACACUUAAGCGAACGAGGUCCGGAAAUGCCGCAGGGUUGAUGAGAGUAAAUACUAAUGAUGUGAACAUCAAUGUGCUUGCGCCGCCGGAGAAGAACAAAGCGAGACGGCUUUCGUUUGAGAAGAAUAAGUUGAGUGAUUUGUUACCUGAUACUAAGGACUUUGAAGAUGCUAUUCUCUCUGCUAUUUUGGGGACUCCUUCAAAUGAGUCAAAUGACAUUUUCAACAAGAAAGUUGAUAAGAGGAGGCUUAAGGUUUUUCAAGAUAUUACACUGUCUUUGAGUCCAAAGGCCUAAUUUAAUAUAAUUUUCAAUAACUAUAGUCUUAGAUUGGAGAUAAUCUUGGUCUCCAUUUAUUUGUUUAACUUCAUUUCUAGUAUGUAUGCUACAUUAUAGCAGUUAAGUUCUACUACAGAUAGGAGUAGCUGCAUUUUGAAGUUCUCUCUAAUUUAUUUAUGUUGUAUUGAUUUGUUAUGCCAUGUAAAAGAGGCAAUUCACUUGAAUAAUUAGUUGAUAUGAUAUGAAUUCCUUUUCUGUUGACA